AUGGAUACCGAGUUAACUCAGUUGCAGCAAUCUCAACUCGCCACGAUACUCGCCGCCAAUCCUUCACCGUUCAAGAGCCUGAUCUCGCGGUUGAUGUCAUCUUCCAACGCGAAACAUUCUCAGGCUGAAGCUCUCUUUAACCUCUGCAAACAAACCGAUCUCGAUGGCCUCGUUUUGAAGCUAGGUCAUCUUCUUCAUUCUUCGCCUCACCAGGAGGCUCGUGCCAUGUCCGUUAUUCUUCUCCGGAAGCGACUCACCCGCGAUGAUUCAUUUCCUUGGCCGCGUCUUUCACCUCAAACUCAUUCUUCUCUUAAACCGCUUCACGAAAAUAACCUCAAUACAAACCAUUAUAACCCUCUUCUUCAACCUCAAAUCCUUCCUCGACCGAAUGACACAACCUAA
Molecule: messenger RNA, 402 nt
Organism: Lathyrus sativus (Indian pea)
Lineage: Eukaryota; Viridiplantae; Streptophyta; Magnoliopsida; Fabales; Fabaceae
Source: the annotation of a GenBank genome assembly